AUGUAUGUGAAAUGGUUUGAUACAGUAAUGUUUUACUAUGUUAUUUUAGUGUAUUUAGUGAAUGUCACUUUUUCACAUUUUUAAAUUUCCCGUCAGUUCUGUCCCCGUACGUCCUGACGUCGCAGGGAAUGGAACCCGGAAGACAGAUGCCGGCAUCGAGGACACUGCAGGAGGGACAUCAUGGGAGCGCAGGACAAGGUAAGUGAAGAAGAGAUCCCGGAGCAGCGCUGCAGGGUAUUCCCGAGUGUAGCUCAGGGGUUACCGCUUGUGCUACACUCGGGAAUACCUCCAGGGAGGUUA
Molecule: messenger RNA, 300 nt
Organism: Staurois parvus
Lineage: Eukaryota; Metazoa; Chordata; Amphibia; Anura; Ranidae
Source: the annotation of a GenBank genome assembly